Messenger RNA from Osmerus eperlanus (European smelt), 909 nucleotides. It is a transcript of the gene ccndx, whose product is annotated as cyclin Dx. Gene Ontology annotation, molecular function: cyclin-dependent protein serine/threonine kinase regulator activity. The record is from RefSeq and is a predicted model, not a curated record. Gene Ontology annotation, biological process: mitotic cell cycle phase transition; regulation of cyclin-dependent protein serine/threonine kinase activity. Gene Ontology annotation, cellular component: cyclin-dependent protein kinase holoenzyme complex; nucleus; cytoplasm. Bases 1 to 909 code for a protein of 302 amino acids. NCBI's taxonomy places the organism in Eukaryota, Metazoa, Chordata, Actinopteri, Osmeriformes, Osmeridae. The transcript is spliced from 4 exons.
AUGUCUGUGUCUCUGUGGUGCGAGGAGGAGGAGGGCCAGAGCCAGGCCCAGGAGCAGGACUCGGCCAGGGGGGAGGCCACGCUCCGAGCCCACUGGGACCCCAGCGUGUCUGGGCAGCGUGUCGUCCAGAGACUGCUCCAGCUGGAGGAGAGGUACCUGCCUUCCCCCCUCUACAUCGCCCUCGUUCAGAGAGACCCCCAGCGCAGAGAGGAGCUUGCCAAGUGGGCCAUGGAGGUGUGCUGCGACUGCAGCCUGGACGAGGCGGUCUUCCCCCUGUGUGUCUCUCUGCUGGACCGCUAUCUCUCAGCCACCCUGUCGCUGCCCGUGUCUCCCUACUGCCUGGCUGCCGCCUGCGUCCUCAUCGCCUCCAAACUCACGGAGAGCCACAACGUCAGCGCCGACGCCCUCUGCGCCGCGGCGGACCACAGCUUCCUGCCGUCCAGCCUGCGGGAGAUGGAGCGAGUGGUUCUGGGGACCCUCCGCUGGGACACGGCAGCCGUCACCCCUCAGGACUUCAUGCCUCACUUCCUCCCCGCUUUCGAGCGGAGGACGGAAGGAGACACCGGGGCGUUGGUCUCCACGCUGCGUCGCCACGGUGACACCCUGGUUGCCAUGUGUGUGUGCGACUCCCGUUUCCUGGGAGCCCCUCCAUCCCUGCUGGCUGCCGCUGCUCUAGACUCCGCCCUCCGGGGGCUGGGUCACCGGGGAGCGGAGCGGACAGCUCACUCCACGCUGGCACGGCUCUGCCAGGCUGACGAGGUGGUUCUGCAGUGUUACAGUGAGCUGAUAGACGCUGCCCUCACACAGCGCCUGGGAAGCGGACCUCAGAGCAACAGAGAGGAGAAGGAGGGAGAGAUGGAAGAUGAGAGAGCAGGCACUCCAACUGAUAUGAGAGAGGUCGAUUUUUAA